UCUUGGACCAAUUAUGUCAAUGGCGUUACGUAAUUUUUAAUUCUCUAGUUUAAAAAUAAACAAUGAUUUUCAGCUUGAUGAACUUGUCAUCUUGCGCAGAGAAUCAUUGGAAUAUAGAUACCUUGAGGCUGAUAUCAAGACAUAUAUAAAUGGGAUGUAACAUUUCAGUUCAGUAACUUCAUAUUUAGCUAUCUCUCUUUUGUCUCAGUAAAUGGGUUCCGAAACUCCUCUUCUUCCCCUUCGCCUUCCGGUCAUCGAUUUCUCAAACAAAAACCUCAAACCAGGAGAGCCCGAAUGGGACUUAACCAGAGCUGAUGUCCAGAAAGCUCUACAAGACUAUGGUUACUUCGAGGCCUCUUUCGAUAGAAUCCCUUUUGAGCUACGGAAAUCGGUUUUCGGGGCCUUGGAAGAGCUUUUCGACUUACCUUUGCAGACCAAACUGAGAAACGUGUCCAAGAAACCAUUCCAUGGAUACGUUGGUCAGUACCCGAUGGUGCCACUGUACGAGAGCAUGGGGAUUGAUGAUUCUGAUAUUGCAGAGAAAGUAGACGCCUUUACAGAAAAACUAUGGCCUCAAGGCAACAUCAGUUUCAGCACAACAAUCCAGUCGUUUUCUAAGAAGUUAUCAGAGCUAGACAUAACUAUCAGAAGAAUGAUCAUGGAGAGCUUCGGACUCGAUAAAUACAUCGAUGAACAUCUUCACUCAACGAAUUACCUCCUGCGAGUAAUGAAGUACAAAGGACCUGAUACAGAGGAAACAAAAGUGGGGCUAAACGCUCAUACUGAUAAAAACAUAGUCACUAUACUUUACCAGAACCAUGUUGAGGGUCUAGAGGUGCAGACCAAAGACAAGAACUGGAUCAAAGUGAAGCCAACACAAGACUCUUUCACCGUCAUGAUUGGAGAUUCUCUCUAUGUAAGCCAUUUGUUUAUACUUCCUUCAAAUACAGAAUCAAUUCCUGAAAAAGCAAGAUCAACCCAAAUGUUUUGAUGUCACAGGCAUUGCUAAAUGGUCGACUACACUCUCCUUAUCACCGUGUCAUGAUGACGGGAACAGAGACAAGAUACUCCCUCGGAUUAUUCUCGAUACCAAAAGCAGGACACAUUGUGAGUUCACCAGAUGAACUCGUUGACGAAGAGCAUCCUCGACUAUUUAAGCCCUUUGACCAUGUCGAAUUCCUUCAAUUCUACUACACAGAAGCUGGACAAAGAUCUCAAUCUGCUCUCAAAACUUACUGUGGAAUCUAAAAACAUCAAAAGCUUUCUUAUUUGCUCAAAUUCUCAAUAAUUUCAAAGUACCCUUUUACAUCAAUAAGAAGAAACUCACCAAAAGUAAGAAAAUUUCACCAGUUCU
Molecule: messenger RNA, 1354 nt
Organism: Arabidopsis thaliana (thale cress)
Lineage: Eukaryota; Viridiplantae; Streptophyta; Magnoliopsida; Brassicales; Brassicaceae
Product: 2-oxoglutarate (2OG) and Fe(II)-dependent oxygenase superfamily protein
Exons: 2
Coding region: 212-991 (259 amino acids)
Molecular function (GO): iron ion binding; 2-oxoglutarate-dependent dioxygenase activity
Source: RefSeq, marked reviewed